AUGCCACAUACAUUAUUAAAUAGCAAUAAAAAUCAAGCCAAAGUAUUAUUAAUAAAUGCACAAGAUCCACACCAAACAUUACCAAAAGAUACACCAAUCGGAACCCUUUCCUGUCAUUCAACUUGUAAUAUAUAUGCUACAACACAAACUCCAGCAAAACAUCACUCUUUUUCAAAUGAACAUUAUCAAUCUUUUCGCCAACAGCCUAAACAAUUAAAACCCAGAGCUGUUUCAUGCAGAAAAAACAACUCGAAUCAAACAAAAUUACAUACUUAUUCCCACCGUUGUAAUGAAUAUUUUUUAUCUGGAAAUGAUUAA
Messenger RNA from Rotaria sp. Silwood2, 318 nucleotides. The record is from the annotation of a GenBank genome assembly. Lineage: Eukaryota; Metazoa; Rotifera; Eurotatoria; Philodinida; Philodinidae.